Nasonia vitripennis (jewel wasp) is the source of this 2531-nucleotide messenger RNA. RefSeq names its product putative inorganic phosphate cotransporter. The transcript is spliced from 6 exons. Lineage: Eukaryota; Metazoa; Arthropoda; Insecta; Hymenoptera; Pteromalidae. Gene Ontology annotation, molecular function: transmembrane transporter activity. Gene Ontology annotation, biological process: monoatomic anion transport; transmembrane transport. The coding region runs from base 689 to 2176 and encodes 495 amino acids. The record is from RefSeq and is a predicted model, not a curated record.
GCAACGGCGAUAUUCUCAGGGACCCGAGAGAGCGAGAAAAGUUCGCCGACUGUUUUCUCGCGGAGAUCUGCAUUUUAGGUACUGAAGUUGUGAGGAACUUUUGCCUCGGAAGGACGAACGCGACGCGGAAGAGUCUGUUGGAUGUUGUAAACGAAGGAGAGGUGUGAACAGUAGAUUAGAUGAGAUAGUGAAGAACUAAACUGUUUUGAAAUAAAAAUGUUUUACUGGUAGUCAGUAAAUGAUCAAUCUCCGUUAGUACUGUUAAGAAAUUUAUCAAUGUAAUUUUAAAAUUGAUGCCUGGUUCUAGAUACAUAUUAUCUACCUCGAAGUAUGCGCGAUUUAAGUUUUUGCCUCUUCAGUGUUACCUCUUCGUCUGUCAUAAGAACGUACUUAUCGCCUAUCAAACAGCCGGACUAAAAAGCAGUAUUAGUAGAUGACGAUCACAGUCGUAAACGUGCAGGCAAGCGUUCAGUAGCGCUGCUUGAACUAAGAGAAACAGAUUUCGGUUAAUACUUUUUAACGGUUUUAUUUAUUAGUACUAUACUAUCUUAAAAAAAUAACGCUCGCUCACCUGUAAUUAUUGAAGAUUAAUGUCACUGUUGAAAGUUCAAAAGGUAUUUCAUCAUGUACGAAUACAAAAAGGUUUGAGCUUGUAAGUUUGGACACUAUCGAUUUUUCAAAAUUCAGCAUGCUAACCAGUUUGAAGCACUGUUGUGCGCCGAUUCCGCAACGAUGGAUUUUUGCCUUUAUGAGCUUCUUAGCUCUUGUAAUGGCUUAUGGGAUGCGAGUCAGUAUUUCUAUUACUAUAACUGAAAUGGUAAAGCAUAUAGAGAAGAACGUUACGAUAGACGAGGAAACGUGUCCGAAAGAUGAAAGCAGCGCUCCGAAAAAUACGACAGGUACAGGUGCAGGCACUUACGAUUGGGAUGAAGAAACACAGGGUAUCAUCUUAUCUUCAUUUUACUGGGGAUACGUAAUCACUCAAUUACCAGGAGCAUUGCUCGCCGAAAAGUUUGGCGGCAAGCAAACUCUUGGACUCGGAAUGCUUUGCACAGCGAUACUUACUAUAGCUAUUCCAUUUGCCGUCACUUGGGGAGAAUCGACUGCUCUGAUCGUUCUUCGAGUAUUGAUGGGCUUAGGCGAAGGAGUAACUUUACCGGCCCUAAAUGUGAUGCUCGCUCAAUGGGUACCACCAGAUGAGAGAUCCAAGACAGGAUCCUUUGUAUACGUAGGUGCACCUUUGGGUACUGUGUUUGCCACUGCAAUUUCCGGUGUGAUUUUAAAGUACACCAGCUGGCCAAUAGUAUUUUAUUUCUUCGGCGGUAUCGGUAUUGUCUGGUACUUUAUCUGGCUCGUGACCUGCUACAAUACACCUCGUGAACAUCCCUUCAUCUCGGAUAAGGAAGCGACUUUUUUGCAUCAAGAGCUCAGCGCAGUAGCUCACGUAAAUCCACCACCAGUGCCUUGGAGACAUCUAUUGAAAUCGAUGCCCUUGUGGGCUCUGAUAUCGGUACAAAUCGGCCACGACUGGGGCUUCUACACCAUCUCCACCGAGCUACCCAAGUAUAUGAGCAGUGUUCUCCACUAUUCGGUGGAUCAGAAUGGCUACCUCAGCUCGUUGCCGUACAUUGGCAUGUGGCUGUGCUGUACGUUCAUGUCCUGGUUGGCCGAUUGGCUCAUCUCAAAGGGUCACAUGGCAAUUACUACUGUUAGAAAAGUUGGCACUACCAUUGCAUCUGUGGGUCCAGGAUUGUUUGUCAUCGCUGCAUCUUACGUCGGUUGCGACAGGACCUUGGUUGUGGUCAUGUUCACACUUGGUGUUACGUUGCUAGGAAGUGGUAUUCCCAGUCUCAAGGUGAAUGCACUCGAUCUCAGUCCGAAUUAUGCUGGAACCGUGAUGGCCAUCAGUAAUGGAGCAGCGGCUUGUACAGGAAUCAUCACACCGUAUCUAACGGGUGUGCUAACGCCGGACCAAACGCUCAGUCAGUGGCGCGUAGUAUUUUGGAUCAUAUUUGUUGUACUCAUGGUAUCUAAUGUAUUUUAUUUAAUAUUUGCUAGCGGUAAAGUUGCUGAUUGGAACGAUCCCAUUCUUAUGAAACGCAAUAAAGCCGAGCAAAAGAGGGCCCAAGAGGCCGCAGCGUUUGAAGCCUCGAGAAAAGCGACAGAAGUGUAUUAAGUGUACAUAUAUAUAUAUUUUUUUUAUUGACAUUCCGUGUGUAAAGUUAGGCUUCCUACUUGUGUUAUUGAUAGGUGACGAUUCUGAAAAGUUUCUUUUUCGGAUUCGUAUCGAAAAUUGCCACUUGCGGAUAAAUUAUUUAAUAUUUUGUUUAAUACUCUUUAGUUAUUAAUAUAGUACACGUAUGGUGAAUCAAUUUUGUACAAUCAAAUAGUUCUAUUUACAUGAUAAUUGUUUAAAUUUUUAUGAAGUACAUGACAUGGUUUAAUAGAAUAUUUGGUUAAUUGAAAGUCUAUAUUAUGAAAUUACUGUUGUAAUGUAUAUGCUUAUCAAUUAAUAAAACGUAAUAAAAAUG